Molecule: messenger RNA, 1677 nt
Organism: Triplophysa dalaica
Lineage: Eukaryota; Metazoa; Chordata; Actinopteri; Cypriniformes; Nemacheilidae
Gene: l2hgdh
Product: L-2-hydroxyglutarate dehydrogenase
Exons: 10
Coding region: 141-1484 (447 amino acids)
Molecular function (GO): (S)-2-hydroxy-acid oxidase activity; (S)-2-hydroxyglutarate dehydrogenase activity
Source: RefSeq, a predicted model, not a curated record
CACUUUCCUACAUAAAUUGCAAAAGCAACGCAGCGUCUUGUUAAAAUCUAUCGUCUUUGACCGGACCUGGUCAGUGGAGAACACUAUGAUCACACGGACAUAAAUCUAUUAAAAAGAGUUCACAUUUUCGCAGUGAAAUAAUGAUACGAACCUUCGGUACCGGUUCCGUGUGCGCGCGUUUGAUCUCGCAGGGAUCGAAGUCUGCAGCAUGCAGAGCUGGACAUCACAGUGGUUCAUUCGAUGUGGCCAUUAUUGGCGGGGGAAUUGUUGGACUCGCCUCGGCCAGAGAGCUGAUCCUCAGGCACCCAAACCUCACAUUUACCCUCCUGGAGAAAGAGAAGGAGCUUGCUGUCCAUCAGACUGGUCAUAACAGUGGUGUGAUCCACAGUGGGAUUUAUUACACUCCGGGAUCAAUGAAAGCUCAGCUCUGUGUUCGUGGAGCCAUGCUGACAUAUGAGUACUGCCAAAAGAAGGGUGUGCCUUAUAAGAAAUGUGGCAAGCUUAUAGUAGCGGUGGAAAGAGAGGAAGUUCCCAGUCUGAAGGCUCUGUACGAACGUGGGCAGAAAAACAACGUACCAGGUCUACAACUGAUUGACGCCAAAGCCAUCCGAGACAAAGAGCCCUACUGCAGGGGCAUCAUGGCACUGGACUCUCCAAACACAGGUAUCGUUGACUAUCGGUUAAUGGCUCUGGCCUAUGGUAAAGACUUCGAGGAAGCAGGAGGCGCAGUGAUAACCGACUUUGAGGCUUCUGACAUCACACUGGCUGCAGAAAGCCCAGCUGGAAGCGCUGAAGGGCUGAAACAUCCCAUCAUCAUCAAAAGUUCAAAGGGGCAGGAGGUGAGGAGUCGGUUUGUUUUGACAUGUGGAGGACUGUACUCUGACCGGUUGUCUGAGAUCUCUGGUUGUAGUCCAGAGCCACGUAUCGUUCCCUUCCGAGGAGAUUACAUGGUGCUCAAGCCAGAGAAAAACUAUCUAGUCCGUGGCAACAUCUACCCUGUGCCGAACCCACGGUUCCCAUUCCUGGGAGUGCAUUUUACUCCUCGAAUGGACGGUAGUGUCUGGCUGGGCCCAAAUGCAGUGCUGGCCUUUAAACGAGAGGGGUAUAAACUCUUUGACUUCAACGCACACGACUUCAUGAAUGCCAUCUCUUACAGUGGUCUGCAGAGGCUUGUAAUGAAGAACAUUGUAUAUGGAAUGGGAGAGAUGUACAGAGCUGUGUUCACCAGCGCGCAGGUUAAGAUUCUACAGAAGUUCAUACCUGAUCUGAAACCAAGUGAUGUCAUCAGGGGUCCGUCAGGGGUACGUGCUCAGGCUUUAGAUGCUGAAGGAAACCUCGUGGACGACUUUGUUUUUGACAGUGGCAAGGGAGAGCUGGGUAGUCAAGUGCUGCAUGUACGCAAUGCACCGUCACCUGCAGCAACCUCUUCACUGGCCAUCGCUGAGAUGAUCGCAGAUGAACUGCAGAAAAGAUUUGGGCUGUGACAUGGGCGAGCAUUGCCAUCACCAUGGUUGCACUCCAACUCUUAUUUUGAUUUAGUUUUUAACAAACUUAUAUAUAUAAAUGUGAAACGGGUGUAUACUGUGAGGAAAUUUGUGGUGCUCUUUUAUAAUGUAUCUUAAUUUUAUAAAAUGCUGGAGGACUUACAAAUAAAAUAAAGGAAUUUGUGUUGCAUUA